Messenger RNA from Hydra vulgaris (swiftwater hydra), 1163 nucleotides. Its product is annotated as large ribosomal subunit protein uL3m. Gene Ontology annotation, cellular component: ribosome; mitochondrial large ribosomal subunit. Gene Ontology annotation, biological process: translation. Gene Ontology annotation, molecular function: structural constituent of ribosome. NCBI's taxonomy places the organism in Eukaryota, Metazoa, Cnidaria, Hydrozoa, Anthoathecata, Hydridae. The record is from RefSeq and is a predicted model, not a curated record.
UUUUUUGCGCACAAUAUGAUUAAGUAUAAAGUUUUUUUACAUCAUAAUAACAGAUUAUAUACUUCAAUUAAAAAUGAAAACUGUUUUCAUAUACUAAAACAGUUUUAUUCUACAAGAAAAAAUAACAAUCAAAAUUUGUUUGAUAUAUACAAAAAAAACCCAAGCUGGUUAGGUGUAUAUAAAAGACACCCUAUUUUAAAAGAAAAGAUUGAUCAGAGUGCUAUAAGAGAAAAGUUUUUGCUUGAAAAAAAAAAGGAAAUAAAAUUAAAUUUAUCAUCACAUAUAGAUCCACUAAAUGCUAAAUGGACACCAGAGUCAAUUCGAGUUGGUGCUCUAGGAAUAAAAUUGGGUGUAUCAGUUUUAUGGACCAAAAAUGGGUUUUGUCACAUGGUGACCCUAGUUCAAAUAAAAGAUUGUCAAGUGAUUGAUACACAAAUAUCAUGUGAAGAUGGUGGCAACGAUGGCAUCACACAAAUGCUUCUUGGUUGCUGUGAUAUUACUGAUGAUAAUGUCCUUGCAAAAUUACCUCGUGACCAUGUUCUAUGGUAUGAUCAACGAAACUUGUUUCCAAAACAAUACUGGACUGGUUUUCCUGUUACUAAAAAUGCACUGCUUUUUCCAGGUACAAAGAUAACCUCGUUGCACUUUCAACCCGGUCAACAUGUAGUUGUUCAAGGAAUUAGUAUUGACAAAGGAUUUCAAGGUGUAAUGAGAAGAUGGGGAAUGAAAGGGCAACCUCAGUCACAUGGUCAAACAUUAACGCACAGGAAAAUGGGAGGAACUGGUGGUGGUCAGGAUCCUGGUCGCAUAUUUCCUGGUAAGCAUAUGGCUGGUCAUGUUGGAAGAGAUUAUGCUACAGUUGGACCACUUAGGAUUUUACGAAUUAAUACCAAGUUUAAUGUUUUGUAUAUACGAGGUGGAAUCCCUGGAGAAAUUGGUGGUUUUUUAAAAAUCAAGGAUUCUCCAUACAACAAAUUUCCAAAAGAUCCAGUGUUUCCAACUCAUUUUGAUGAUUCUCUACCAUUAGAUGAAGAUUUAUAUGCAGAAGAUGUUUUUUCCGAUAUGCAAAGUUCUCUUACAUUUCCUUCAAAUGUUUGAAACUAUUGCUUUGAAUAUUGCAUUUUUGUUACAGAAUGUUUGAAACCAAUAUUUUUAAAAUAAAA